Molecule: messenger RNA, 2625 nt
Organism: Andrographis paniculata
Lineage: Eukaryota; Viridiplantae; Streptophyta; Magnoliopsida; Lamiales; Acanthaceae
Product: subtilisin-like protease SBT3
Exons: 1
Coding region: 103-2388 (761 amino acids)
Biological process (GO): proteolysis
Molecular function (GO): serine-type endopeptidase activity
Source: RefSeq, a predicted model, not a curated record
CUGCAAUUAUUGAUCCCAAUCUGAGGAGAACAUAACCAAAAGUCUCCUCAUUACAGAUCUAAAUUGUGUCUCCAACAAUUUCAAGAAAAAAAUAAUCUUAAGAUGAAGAUGAAGAUUCAAUUGGUUCCUCUGAUUCUGUUCUUCCUACAAAUGGAUAAUCUUUUGUGUUCAGAAGAAAGAUCGACUUACAUAGUCCAUAUGGAUAAGUCCUUUAUGCCAAUGGCAUUUUCCAGUCAUCACCAUUGGUACUCUUCGAUGCUCCAAUCUGUCAACUCUCAGACAUCCCCAAAGCUCCUCUACUCCUACGACAAUGCCUUCCAUGGAUUCAGCGCCGUCGUGUCGGAAACCGACCUCGAAACUCUAAAAAACUCGCCGGGAUUCCUUACAGCCUACGCCGACGGCCCUGUCUUCCCCGACACCACUCAUUCCUACAAGUUCCUGUCGCUGAACACCGCCGCCGGAUUAUGGCCGGCGUCGCAGUACGGAAAAGAUGCGAUCAUCGGCGUCGUGGAUUCCGGAGUUUGGCCGGAGAGCCCGAGCUUCAGAGACGACGGAAUGACGAAAAUUCCGGCGCGGUGGCGUGGAAUUUGCCAGGAUGGGGAGCAAUUCAACUCUUCAUUAUGUAAUAAGAAACUGAUCGGAGCUCGGUACUUCAACGCUGGCGUUAAGGCGGCGAAUCCGGGGGUUAACAUUACUAUGAACUCCGCCAGGGACGACUCCGGCCACGGCACGCAUGUUGCGGCGACGGCGGCCGGGAAUUACGUCGAAGAUGUUUCGUUUUUCGGCUACGCUCCCGGAACCGCGAGAGGGGUCGCGCCGCGGGCUCGGCUCGCGGUGUACAAGGUGCUGUGGAAUGAGGGCAGCUACGAGUCGGACGCGCUCGCCGGAAUCGACCAGGCGGUCGCCGAUGGCGUCGACGUCCUGUCGAUCUCCCUGAGCUACCGGCGGCGCGAACUAUACGAGAAUCCGUUGGCGAUCGCUGGAUUCGGAGCCCGGGAGAAAGGCAUUGUGGUUUCGAUCUCGGCGGGGAAUCGUGGCCCGAAUUUUGCGUCGUUGCUCGAGGGAAUUCCGUGGGCGAUCGUCGUCGCGUCGGGGACUAUCGACCGGUGGUUCGCCGGGACGCUGACGCUAGGAAACGGUAAAACCAUCACCGGAUGGACUAUGUUCCCCGGUCGAGCCAUUGUCCGAAACCUCCCUCUCGUAUACAACGAGUCUUUAUCGGCGUGCGACUCGCCGGAGUCGUUAUCGCAAGCCGGGUUCUCGAGUAUCGUCGUAUGCAACAUAACCUCGGACGAAAGCCCGAGUUUCUCGACCGUGAUGAAUAACCUAAUCGCCGCCGAGGUUGUCUCGGCCGCAAUUGUCAUUUCUCAGGACACAAGCAUAUUAAGAUCGACCGCGUUCCCUCUCCCCGGCGUGGUAAUAACGCCGUCGGAAGCACGGCGGGUGAUCGAAUACGCGAAAAGUGUCGAUCAUCCGAGCGCGACGAUAGAUUUUCAACAAACCAUUAUCGGGCCGGGGCCGAGGGCGGCUCCAGCCGUGUCGGGCUCGUCGUCAAGAGGGCCGGGCCGAAGCUACACAGGUGUGUUGAAGCCCGACAUUAUGGCGCCGGGAGUUCUAAUCCUAGCAGCCUACAAUCCAUAUUCCUUUGGCCCGAGCAUCGGGAGAUCCGUGCUCGGGAGCGAUUUCACGCUUCUAUCGGGGACAUCGAUGGCAUGCCCACACAUAUCGGGAAUUGCCGCGCUACUAAAAGCCGCGCAUCCCGAAUGGAGCGCGGCAGCCAUUCAGUCCGCGAUUAUGACCACUGCCACCACACACGACAAUACCAAUAAACCUAUCAAAGACAUGGGAUUCGACUACGAUGUCGCGACGCCUCUCGACAUGGGGUCGGGGCAGGUCGAUCCGAACCGCGCCCUCGACCCGGGGCUCGUGUACGACGCCACGAUCGAAGACUACAUAAACCUCGUCUGCUCGAUGGACUUAACGUCCGAACAACGUCGGACGAUCAUCCGAUCAAGCUAUAAUUGCUCGACGGCGGCGGCGACGUCGGACAUUAACUACCCAUCCUUCAUUGCCCUCUACAAUGUUCAGGAAAACACAGCUAAAUUAACGAAGAAGUUUCAGAGGACAGUGACGAAUGUAGGCGACGGUGCAGCUACGUACAGAGUCAAAAUCGAAACGCCGAAGGAAUCGACGGUCAAGAUUUCUCCGAUCAAAUUGGUAUUCAGCAAAAAAUACGAGAAGCGAAGGUAUACGGUGACUAUACGCUACCGGAGUUACAGUCAGACGGAAAUCAACUACGGCUCGAUAACGUGGAUCGAGGACGGCGGCAACCGUACGGUGAGAAGCCCCAUCGUGGUUACUCAGACCGUCACUCCCGACGACAACUGAUCUAUAUGAACAGUUUUUCAAAUUUUUUUUGCUAUCUAAGAAAUUCUCAAAUUGAAUUGAAAUUCCCAAAUAAACAUGAUGCGCGAUUUAGGGUUCAUGGAAUUAUGCUGUAGUUCUACAAUUAUCAAUCGAUCGAUCAAGCGUUAUGUAAAAAGCAAGCUGUAAAGAUUUAUUGGGCAUUUGAUAGUAUGGAUGAUUACCUCCCGUUUUUUGCAGCUUCGUACCAAAUCCGAUCCU